This is a messenger RNA of Lodderomyces beijingensis, 3345 nucleotides long. Lineage: Eukaryota; Fungi; Ascomycota; Pichiomycetes; Serinales; Debaryomycetaceae. The record is from the annotation of a GenBank genome assembly.
AUGGGCUCCCCCGUCAAUGUCAGCUACGUCACGUCCAAUUUGCUAGGGUAUGCAGAAAGCUUACCCACACAGAGUAUCAGACUACCGUUGAAAUAUCCGCUGGCCGCAAACGAUGCAUCGCGUAGUUCCAACGCCAACGAGCAGUUUAUCCAACACAUUGCAACUUCGAACCAAUUCGUCAGUUUCGGAGACUCGGCGUUGGUCCAUUCUGUGUCGUGCUCUAUAUUGAACGACUUGAAAACUGUGGUCCUCACCCCGGUUGAAUACAAGGCCAACAGUCUCGGGUUGAAAUUCCAAAACUUGCAACUCGAGCUCCCACACCAGCUAUACUCGUCCAAAUGCUUGAGUGUUUAUGCCAACGAUGAUCAGAUUUUUUUGGACAUUAUCGAUUCCAAUUCCUUGUUGAUCAGCUUGCAGUUGCCAAUAGAAAGUUUCAUCGAGAAUAGAACACUAAGAUUGAGUGAUUUCGAACGAUGGGGGAAAAUCUCGGUGCCGUACUCGUUUGAAAUGAGGUCAUUUCCCUUUUGUAUCAAGACAAUCUCCGAGUGUGACUUGAUGGUUGCUUUAAAAGAUGGAGGCCUACUUCAUUUCCAAAGAGAAACACAGCUUGCGGACGUCACCGUAAUCACAUUUUCAGAACCAGUAUCUUUUAUUGGUGGACUAUUCUUUGGCGGUAGGAAAGAUUUCGAGGUGAAUGGCAUUUCACUGAACGCCAUAGUAGACCUGCUCAAAGUUGGCGAUAGGUUAGUGACCUUGUCAGUUAGCAAGGAAUUGAAGCUUUGGGACUUGUCAAAGCACCUACUAAUAACGUCUGCCUCGCUAUAUCAAAAGCAACGGCACGACAUCUGGCUCACUGGAGCACCUACAACUUAUCUUCGCGUGCUUGAAGUGGAUGGCGCCAGCAUCAUUACUUUUUUCAUCACCACCACCAAAGCGGGAGAACUGAAAAAGAGCAGAUUUGCGUUCAAGAGCUGGGAAGUGGCACCAACGAAGAAUAAUAAUUCCUUUCGAGAAAUUGAGAAAUUUGAUUUCCAGCCCGAACUCCCCAACAGUUUGUUGUCUUUAUCCAAUGCUUUCUACCACGAUUCCCAUUUCCAAAAUAGCAUUUGGUUCAUUCAAGAUUUCGAUAUCGAAAAAUCUGGCGAAAAUGAAUUGAGAUAUCACAUUCUAUGGAAAUCCAACACCAGCUCUAUGCUUGUUUCAUAUACCAUUGAUUUCACCACUGGUGAAGUGAAUAAAGUGGACUUGUCGCAGCCUCCAGCUCAUGUAGAGGAGGAAGAAAUAUCCGUAUAUCAUGAUUCCGACUACUACCAAAGAAGAAUAUUUGCUUCGGGCAAGUUUGACAACUUGAUCGUUUCCACCUCGUUGACGAUUCUACGCCAGCACUUGAAAGCAUCAUCGCCGGAAGCUGACCAUAACAACACAGCUCCUCCUCCUCCUCAUCUUCUUCGAACUGAAGCCAACCAGUUGAUUUCAUCCAACUCGCCGUCAGGAUCAACGAAACGUUUAUGGUUCAAGCUCUUGUCGUUAUGUGAAGAGUUUGCAAAACUAAGCCAGGAGGCCUUUUCGGUCAUUUUGUUCAAAGACCGGGUGGUGACCGCCCAGGCAAACGGGUACGGGAUCUUCAGACCCUCCAGUUACUAUGAGUCGAUAAGCUACAAGGACUUGGAAAGCCCCGAUGGGAAAUUGACGCGUAUUUUUGACAAGUUCAAAACUGUCUUCUCUGCAAAAUCUUACCACCGGUUACACGACUCCUUGUUAAAGACUAAAAGUCCGAUAGAUGUGCAUGCGUUCAACGACUUGUUCCAAAAUUUCCUUUCGAAAAAAUUGUCAGAUAACGAGAUUCAAGUCAUCUUGCAGGAUUUGAGUGAGAUACCUGGGGUGUUGGAUAUCAUCAAGUCUUUGAUUCCCGACCCCGACUUUCUGUUGGUUGAAAACCUCGCGACAAUUUCAAAGUUGGGGGAUUUUUUGAAAUUGGCGUCGUUUGAAACUAUAAAGAACAUAUCUUCCCAGCAUUGCGCUUUCUUGUUAGACUUGACUGUGUUGCUUCUUGUAUGCGAAGCCAACGAGGAGAUUUUAAAGAUUUUAAACAGUGCUGUUGAAAGUAUAAAAAGUUUCAGUGUUGCAGACACCAUCUUUGAUACCUGCUUCACGUCAGACACUAGUGAUGCCCCGAUUGAAGUAAGCGGACUUAGCAACCCAAAUUAUUCGUUAUUUUGGUCGGUUUUUGUCUCGCGAAACAAGGACAUGUCGCAAUUGUUGAACAAGUUGAAAACAAACGAGGCCUAUGACUACUUCUACAAUGACAUAUUGUCAGGAAGCAAUCGCUUUCUCACAGAUGCAGUGAUUGAGCUCAUCAACCACAAGCAGGGCAAGUACUUGCAACAGUAUUUCUGCGACAAGUUGGACCCGUCCAACGUGGGUGAAAAUUUUUUACUCGGCUUUAUCCAAUUACUCACCGCUGAUCCACAAGGUUUUGCCGCCACUUUUGCAAACUAUGACCAAGUCGAGCAUCUCAACGUCAAGUGCUUGCAAGGGUUGAAGCAAAAUGGAGAUUUUGCUAAUUUUUUGGAAACUUUCGAUAGCUUCCCCACGAAAUCAGAAUACUACCACGCCUUGUCUGUCUUGGCCUUGAGUCCAUUACAAAAGGAGUCUCGUUUCGCACUUGAAGUCGAAAGGGAAUACAUUGGAACAGCAUUGCACUUUGAACAAUUGGCGAUUGACAACACGGAUCUCCAAUCCGCGGUGGAAGAAUACUACUUGAACAUAUAUGACUUGGCGCUGCAGAUUUCAGACUACCAGUUGACUAUAACAUCGCUAAUAAAGCUAGAGAAAACGAGGCAGUUUGAGUCGUUGCUCACGAAAUUCAUCCAAAAGAUCAUCCAGGAGCUGAAGAUCAAAUUGAUAGUCUUGACCCCGGGCGGUGAAACUAGCACAUUUUUCCGUAACCACUACAGCGUAGUUGCUUCCAUCAUUGCUGAAUACGCGUCUGAGCAACCGCUAGUCCAGUCAUUGAAAAUAUACAAGUACUUGUACUCGUGGAAACUAUUUGGUUGCGUUGAAUCCGAGUUGGAGUUGGGGGAUAAACGAGGUGCCGUUGAGGCAUUGUAUGAAUACAUUGUGCGGUUCAAGGAUCAGUCGCUAACCAUAGAGAAGAAGGCCAAGUUGGAGAUCUUGGAGCUUUACAUGAUCAUUUUGAACUGUAUAAAGACGUUCCCCGAUGAGGAUCAAUGGCUAGUCAAGCGCUUGCAAAAUGGAAGAGAAGUGGUUGAGAUUAAACAACUCAAGAUCGAAUACUACGAAUGGAUGAAAAAAUUGGACGAUGACUUGUCUAUUUUGUACUGA